CAAAGCCGAGCUGCCAGGGCCUGGCUGCUGCUGUAUCCACCUGCGGGGCUUUUCGCUGCUGUCAAGUCCCAGGGGCAACUGAGGCCAAGGGCUGAGCCGAGGGGCUGCCACCUCGCGCACAGCUGGGACAGGCAGCCCAGCACCAUGUCGCUGAACGCCUGGGAGUGGGAGGAUGAGGACGCGGCCAUCAUGGACCCCCUGACUUCUCUACAUAGCUUUUUCCAGACCACCAACGACUGUGUGGUGGAGGAUUACCUGGGGACCAGGGUGCAGGAGUACGACUACGAGGGCACCCUCGGCUCCUUGGAAGAAGAGCCCGUCAGCCCCUUUGAGCCUGAUGUCCCCCAGGUCGUCCCUUGCAAAUUCAUCAUCUCCCUGGCAUUCCCGGUGAAUUUUGGAAUUAAAGGAAAAUAUCUAAACAUUCUGGAAAAAUUCAAGAAACACCCCAAACUGGACAAUCACAUCGCGAAGCUUCGUCGUUUCUACCACAUUGAGUAUUUCCUCCUGCCAGAUGAUGAGGAACCUAAGGUGGUGGACAUGGUGAUGUUUCCUGGGAUGGCCAAGGUGUUCCUGGACUCCGGAGUCAAGACUAUUAAGCCAUGGCUUGAAGGUGGCAAAUUAUGGGUGUCUUGGAGCCAAAGUUUUAAUAUCAACGUGACGAAGGAAUUGCUAAAGAAAAUGAAUUUCCAUAAAAUAACCUUGAGGCUCUGGGACACCAAGGACAAGAUUUCAAAGAAAGUCAGGUAUUACCGAUUGAAGGCCGCCAGUUAUUUGGAAGAAGCAGGAUCUUUCGAGGAAGUGAGACGUUUGGUUUUAGAUCAAAGAAGACAGUGCGAUCUGAGCCAGGAGAAAGCCAGCCUCCACAAAGAGGAGUGGGAUGAGGAGCAUCUCUUAGGGAAACCGGAAAAAGCAGAGAAACACUCAAAACUUUUUCCAGGUUCUCACCAAGCAGAGCCUGAAAUCAUUUCCAAGAACAACGAGGACUAUGAAAAGUCACCCAAAAUGGAUGAUCUUUCUUCAGUUCGACGAAGCCCUUCAAGAACACCAGUUGUUCCUUUGGCCGGGGCAACAAUGUUGGAGAUUAAGGAAUUUAUUGAGAAAAAAUCAUUAAACAGCUUAACAGACAUAUUAGAAAAACAAAGAUCUCAAAAGAAAGAUCAGGAGGUGAAGAGGAGAAGCCUGAAGAAGGGAAAGAAGCAGCACUCGGAAGAGGAGUUCGACCCGAGCCAGUGGAGGCAGAGCGUCUUCUCCCUGCAGCUGGCCAUCAUGCCUCUGCUAGCUGGACAGCAAACUGUCAUGAGCCGGGGCAGUGAGAAGUCGGCCAACAUUUUGGAUUGCCUUUUGACUUUCAAAACCGAAGUGCCUAUCAUGACUGAGGCGCAGAAGCUGGAAUUAAACCCCCUGAUCAUAAGGAUCGACUGUGUUUCCUGCCUGCCGUCACAACCUGUGCCUAUUCAGGAACUACAGAGGCUGUGCACCCCCGUCUACUGCAGGUACCGCUUCCACAAGACCCCGGUGCACAGGACGGAGGAGCGGCCCCACGGGACCCACGUUUACUUUGAGGACAUCAAUGUCAUCUGCCUGGGAGCCAUACACCCCAGUGACCUGCGGGAGUACCUGGAGGGUCCCCCCAUGGUGGUGGAAGUCCACGAUCGGGACCGUCAGCCGGACGAGGCCUCCCGCAGGCCCACCCUGUUUGGGGAGGACCCCCUGGAUCCCCACGGGAACAUCCAGUCCUUCAUCUCCUCCAAGGAGACGGAGGACAGCCCCUUCGAGUCCCAGGACAAGACCUGGGACCCUCACGGAGUGGCCCGGGUCAGUUUUGCGGACCUGCUCCUUGGCCACAAGUACCUGAAGCUGGUGGUCCCCAUCCAGCGCUGUGAGCCCAAGGUCAGCCGAGGCAGGAGGGUCUCCAGGUUCCAGACCCCGGCCACCGAGGUCCUCCAGCACAGCCCGAUGCCCGCUGGACACUACUUGGAGGCCAACUCUUUGCUCAAACUGCGAGUGGACGUGGCGGUGCCUCUGAGCACCUGGGCCAAAGCCCAGGGCGCGGACCUCCUGGACAGCCACUUUGGCCGCAUUGUGUUCGUGUUCGGUGCCCAGGACCUGUUCCUGCUGCACGGUCUGCUGAAGGACGUCACCCUGAUCAAUGCCAAGGCCCUGGAGCUGGACUCCUACCCGACCAGGACCGUCCAGCAGAUCCUCUCGGCCUUCAAGAUGCGCGUCGACAUCCAGCAUCAGGAGCAUCUGGACGUGCUGACGGGCUUCCACCUGCUGGAUGGGAACCUCCACCUCUUUGUUCUGGAAGGCCUGGCCGAUGGGGGCCUGCGGCAGCUGUGGGAGAGCCACCAGAGCCGGUAGGUGGCGUCCGAAUGAGGAAGGAGCCCCAGCAAGGCCCAGGGAGGCCGAGGGCGGAGGAUGGCAGAUUGGAGACCAGCCUCAACCCCUUAGCGAGAUGCUGUCUCCGAAUCAAAUACGAAGGGUUUUGUUUGGUGGUUCAAUCCUCAGGAACAAUGAAUAAAUAAUCCAGUUACAUGAUUCUGACCCCAUGAUCUGCUGCCCCCUGGGGCAGGAGCCGGGCCUGUUUACACCGUCGCUGGAGUGACCUCUGAGUACCUGAUUGGCUGAGCAGGGUGAAAUGACCCUCGUGCGGGGAUCAGCUUCCUAGGUGGCCCGGUGGGAACAGGGGACCCUGGCUCUCUCUUCUGAUAGCACAGUCUUUCAAACAAGUUGACCCUUUUACCCCCUUGAGCCUACAAUGAGGGUAUCGUAUUUUAAAUUUCAGUUGCCAGGUGUCUAUUGCUGGUAAUGUGGAAAUAUGAUUAAUUUGUGUGUAUCUUGUACCCUGACUUGAUAAUUAUUUAU
Messenger RNA from Ictidomys tridecemlineatus (thirteen-lined ground squirrel), 2865 nucleotides. The record is from RefSeq and is a predicted model, not a curated record. Lineage: Eukaryota; Metazoa; Chordata; Mammalia; Rodentia; Sciuridae.